AUGCCCAACGUGAGUGACACUGACAACGAGCCAACAACGAGCUCAAAGCUCUUCUCAUCGCUCUGCUCGAGGCAUAACCAGCUAAGUACUUUUCGCGAUCGUCGUGAUUGGGGUAUUUGCACAACGUAUGCGUUACCUCAGACACUCUGUCCCUUUGUUAAAACUCGACUGUCUUGGGAGUGGUGUGUACUUCUACAAUCACCUCUGGUUGUCGUUCUCAACUACUACUACUUUCCUGGCGCGUACUUCUACAAUCGCUUCUGGUUCUCUACUACUACUACUACUUUCCGUGUUGUCAAGCAUGAUGACUUGACCAUCUUGGGAGUGGCACGUACUUCUAUGAUUUGCCUCUGGUAUUCGUUCUCUUCUAUCACCACUACUUUCUGUGUUGUCAAGCACGAUGACUUGACCUUCUUGGGAGUGGCUCGUACUUCUAUGAUCACACUUUGUGGCAUGUACUUCUAUGAUUUGCCUCUGUACGAUGACUCAACCGUUUUGGGAGUGGCACAUACUUCUAUGAUUCACUUCUGGUGGUCAUUCUCUUCUGUCACUACUAUUUUCCAUGUGUCGAGCAUGAUGACUCAACCGUCCUGGGAGGGGCAAGGACUUCUACAAUCUCUUCUUGUGGUCAUUCUCUACUACUUCUACUUUCUUGAUGUGUACUUCUACAAUCACUUCUGCUGGUUGUUCUCCACUACUACUUUCCAAUGA
This is a messenger RNA of Laccaria bicolor S238N-H82, 711 nucleotides long. RefSeq lists its product as uncharacterized. The transcript is spliced from 7 exons. Bases 1 to 711 code for a protein of 236 amino acids. The record is from RefSeq and is a predicted model, not a curated record. NCBI's taxonomy places the organism in Eukaryota, Fungi, Basidiomycota, Agaricomycetes, Agaricales, Hydnangiaceae.